Molecule: messenger RNA, 513 nt
Organism: Auanema sp. JU1783
Lineage: Eukaryota; Metazoa; Nematoda; Chromadorea; Rhabditida; Rhabditidae
Source: the annotation of a GenBank genome assembly
AUGAGAACCGUUUUCGUUGGCAUUGCUGGUGGAGUCGGCAGCGGAAAGAACCAUUUCGCCAAGAACUUGGUGGCGAGGCUUGCUCAACGAAAGGUAAAAGCUGUUCCAAUAGAAGUUUCAUCCUCGGAAGGUUUGAACGAAACACAACCUAUAGGAGACUGUGUGAUUUACCAUGGACCAACUGUAUUAAGAGACACUCGCUUGAAACCCAAAUUGGACUUGAAAGUGUUUUUAGAUAUAGAUGGUGAUGUUCGCUUAUCAAAUAUGAUGAAAAAUGGAAAUUUGGAGUCGUUGGAGAAGUACAAUGAUGUUCGAUCAUUUCAUUCAGAUUUUGUUAUGAAACAGAAGAAAAUAGCUGAUAUCUGGAUAAACGAGAUAAACAACGCGAAAUUAACGGAUGUCGUGAAUGUCAUCGAAAAAGUUCGACGACAACCAGCACGAGAAGAAGAUGUAGAGCCGGAAGAAAUACGCGUUUAUCUUGACAACUACGAUCAAAGAUCCCUGAAACAAUGA